AUGACCAUUGAGGACAGCCCAAAUGGGCAGUUUGAUGACGGUGAUACUGGGACCGACAAAAUAUUUCAAAAUUAUCUCAUGCCUACACUGAGGUUAUAUGAUACACGAGUUUCUAUAAACCAUUGGCAACUGAGAGAUUGCGUCAAGCGAUCCUCUACGGAACCAGGAAAAGUGUAUUAUAUUUUUGACCAUUCGAUCCGAUCAUUGGAUACAAGAACUCAAAGAAGCGAAUAUCAGGGCACAGAAGACAAAGCUAUGAGUCCAAGGCAUCGGAAAAGGCGAAGCAGCCUUCCCCAACGACGUUUUAAACCUCAAAACCGGUCACCUUCUCAAAAGGUAGUGGACUUUAGCUUCAAGAGUAGGUGUUUUCAAGAGAAUAAUGGGUUGAUUGUGUCAGGUGGAUUGAUGGGUCCGGAUGAUAAUGGUAGCAUUGGAAGUAUUUCAAGGCAGUCCGUAUCGCUGAAUGACGAACCCGCUAGUGGGCUUCCAACACAGGUGGAACCUAUCAGAUUAGCAAGUUCAAGUAUACUAUCUGACCAUAGCACCUACAGUAACCAGUCCUCUUGGAAAGGCAUUUUAUCACUCUAUAAUGAGGAAAACAAUGUCUCCUUGACAUACAGACUGGGACAGUAUAUCAACAACUGUGUGUCACUCCAUCAGAGAACUUCUCAACAGUACGAUCUCUUUGCAUGCAACAACGAUGCCCAUCUGUAUCAAUGCGAUGUUAGCAACAGAGGUGUGGAACUGACGAGAAGAUAUUCUGAUUUGAAAUUUGCAUUAAAUAACGCCACAAUUUCGCAUGACGGGAAGACUAUGAUUGCCUCAGGAGAUUCCAGUAAGUUUGCCAUUUAUCAUGAAAAUCAACUAACGGGCUGUUUUUCGCUCCAAUAUGAUACACAGCCGGACUGGGGAAGCUCAAUUAUACGCACAAAAAGGAUUCCACGGUAUGCAUUGCCCGAUCGAUCUGGGUUUUUAGAUCACAUUUACGAAGUUCCUGGUGGGGAUCACGGAUUUUCGACAAGCUUUGCUGAAAAUGACCUACAAUUUGCGACAGUUUUUCAAAAUGGCACCUGCUGGGUAUAUGACACUCGGAAAAUGGAAACACCGUUGGCAGAGCUAUAUUCAACCAGAAAACAUGCGCAGAAUGGUGCAUUUCGUGUUUGUAAGUUUAGCGAAGGUUUGGAUGAUCUGCUAUUUAUCUCAGAGCACCAGGGAAGAGUGCACGUAGUGGAUACCAGAAACUUUUUGAAUCACCAAGUCAUAAUGAUUCCUGAUCGAAUCAGGGAACAUACAGAAGAAGAGGGUGUCAACCCUUUCAUUCGAAGGAAUUCUAUGCCGACUCACCUUUCAGACCCUUACGUAACAUUUGCAAAUGAUAUCCCAGUGAGCGAAUUGGAGCCUGAAAUUUUGCCUUAUCCGAAGGUUGUCAAUCGCAUGAACAAUACCUGCCUAAGUGAUGACAGCCCUUCUAAUUCACCAAAUCGUCGUACAUCUCUGGCAAACCGUAGUCAGAGAAGGAGAUCAUUUUUUAGAGUAAGAAGAAUCUCAACCUCACAUUCGACUCCUUCAACUUCACUUGAAUCGAUAGACCCUUCUAUACUGGACGCGAGAUACACGGAACAAAAUUAUAGAGCGGUCGAUAAUUACAAUUACGUUUCUGGUUCCGCAAGGGCUAAUGAAUCAAAUUACAUGCGAGUCAACAGGUCGGCGGAAAAUACGGAAGAAGCUAUAUCUGAUGAUCCCAUGGAGUUUGCUGAUACAUAUAAUGAUGUAAGCGACGACAGCUUUGAACUUUUGGGCAGGCGUUCUCGCCGCCGGUCUCGGCAUAACGAAUCCAAUUUACUAGGCUAUCCGCAUAGUUAUGACUACUCUCGGACUGGUGGUACCACAGUUGUCGUGGGUUCGACGGAGGAAAAUCAUAUAUCAGGAAUUGAUUGGAUGGAAGAUGGGGAGGGAAGCUCUUUAAUUAUUGGCACUGAAUAUGGGAUCAUGAAGUGGAAUAUAAAUUCUUGGGCGCGUAGAAGCUUCCCAAGCUAUGAUUUCUGCUAA
Molecule: messenger RNA, 2049 nt
Organism: Lachancea fermentati
Lineage: Eukaryota; Fungi; Ascomycota; Saccharomycetes; Saccharomycetales; Saccharomycetaceae
Source: the annotation of a GenBank genome assembly